Messenger RNA from Corticium candelabrum, 950 nucleotides. RefSeq lists its product as uncharacterized. NCBI's taxonomy places the organism in Eukaryota, Metazoa, Porifera, Homoscleromorpha, Homosclerophorida, Plakinidae. The record is from RefSeq and is a predicted model, not a curated record. The coding region runs from base 1 to 465 and encodes 154 amino acids. The transcript has 12 exons.
AUGCCAAAAGAUGAGCAGAGUCGAAGACGAUGUGGGCACAACAAUGAGAGUCUCCACAACGGAGCUAACAUCCAACAUUACCACGUGCCAACUUCCCACAACCAUAGAAGUUAUCGGUCGACGAGUCCGGCUGCUGUCAAGAAGAGAUCAAUGCAGCUGCUGCAGCGAUUGAAGUGUGUGCAUGAUGAACUGACUCACGAGCGACUACGUAACGAUCUGUCAGCAAAAGUUGCAAGGAUCACUGCGACAUGGUCAACUGCAGAAGCAGAUAUAUCAUCGAAGACUUGCCAAUCGACCAGUUUUGAAACGGCUUCGAAGAUCUUUCUGCUCGAAUGGUCGACGAUCAAGGCGAUUCCAUGUUACUCUGUUACUCAAGCUGAAGAUGUACUUCAGCAUUCCACGUUUGAUCAUCAGUCGACGAGUUUGGAUCCUGUCAAGAAGAGAUCAAUGCUGCUGCAGCAGUGAUCGAAGAGUGCGACAAACUGACUCACGAACGACUAAGGAACGAUCUGUCAGCAAAAGUGGUCAGAAAUCUACAUAGUUGCAUAAAAAUAGCAGAAGAUUUUGUAUCACCAGAACAUUUAGCUCAUUGUCUCAUGUUGACGCACGAGUUUUGCCAACUGUCGGACACACAUACUAAUCACGAAGACAAAUUACAGGUCAAGAACAUUAUAUACCAUUCGGUGAAGGACUCGGUUGGAGUAUUACUGAGCAAAUGAUAGCGGCAUCGCGACGGAUACCGAUCCUCACGUAAUCGCUUUAAUCCUUUAAUGCAGACGGUUCUAAAACUUGUUUAACUGGUAUACCUUCCAUCACUACAGACGUACUGUACUGUUUAUUCUUAAUACAAUACUCAUGUCCGUUUGUACUGUAUGUAUAUAGCGCUGUUGACUGCUGUUUCUCGACUUUGCCGGUUGUAUGUACGAUAUUACAUGGUGAAUACAUAUUGU